This is a messenger RNA of Carlito syrichta (Philippine tarsier), 1614 nucleotides long. RefSeq names its product regulator of G protein signaling 8 (gene RGS8). The transcript is spliced from 8 exons. Lineage: Eukaryota; Metazoa; Chordata; Mammalia; Primates; Tarsiidae. Bases 460 to 1002 code for a protein of 180 amino acids. The record is from RefSeq and is a predicted model, not a curated record.
UUGCAGCCGCUCUUCUAGGGGCACCGGGUGAGGUGGGCCGCCGUCUGCCACCCUCUCCCAGGUACCAGGAGGAGGUGGCUGACUCCGCCACUAGGGCCUCCCCAAGCCAUGCCCAGCUGGGGCCCACGCCAGCCACACCUUCCCAGCUGCGCUGCCCACCGCCAGACAGGUGAUGCUGACACUGCUGGUCCCGGUACCACACUUGGAGAAACACGGUACUAGGGCAAGCAGGAAGAGAGUCCUCCUCCUGGAACUGAAGCAGGCAGUGUGAAGACACAUGUGGAGCUCCUUAACCCGCAGCCUCUCUGACCAUCCGGUUGGCAAAGACCCGCAGGCCAUGAGGACUGGCCAAAGACAGUGAGAGGACGUGAAGGGUAAACCCCUGAGCCCCGCAGUAUUAUUUCCUGCCCUGACGUCCCUGACCAUCAGCCCAAGGGUUAACCGUAAGCGGAUGCCUGUAUGGCUGCCUUACUGAUGCCACGCAGGAACAAAGGGAUGAGGACUCGACUGGGAUGCCUGUCUCACAAGUCAGAUUCGUGUAGUGAUUUCACAGCUAUUCUUCCCGACAAACCCAACCGCGCUCUCAAGAGACUAUCCACAGAAGAAGCUACAAGGUGGGCAGAUUCCUUUGAUGUACUGCUCUCUCAUAAGUAUGGGGUGGCUGCGUUCCGCGCCUUCCUGAAGACGGAGUUCAGUGAGGAGAACUUGGAGUUCUGGCUGGCAUGUGAGGAGUUCAAGAAGACCAGGUCCACUGCAAAGCUGGUCUCCAAGGCCCAUAGGAUCUUUGAAGAGUUUGUGGAUGUGCAGGCCCCGCGGGAGGUAAACAUCGACUUCCAGACCCGAGAAGCCACGAGAAAGAACAUGCAGGAGCCAUCCCUGACUUGCUUCGACCAAGCCCAGGGAAAAGUACACAGCCUCAUGGAGAAAGACUCUUAUCCCCGGUUCCUGAGGUCCAAAAUGUACUUAGAUUUGCUGUCCCAAAGCCAGAGGAGGCUCAGUUAGACCUCAGAUGGGGACUCUUGGAAAUCACUGGCUUCACCCCACCCUUGCUGCCAAGACCAUAUUCUAAUAUGAAGUGUCAUAGGUGUUCAAAAGUGGUGGCAUUUGGGGCAGGAGGCUGGAGGAGCAAGGGAACAAAGGGCCAUUCCAAAGUGUGACCCAGCUGCUGGAGCCUGGACUCUGUUCCAUUUACCCACAUUUGUGUUUUGGUUAGUGGUAGCAUCUUGCCGCUGUCUCCUUUCUCUGGGUCAGCAACUUGCCCUUCAUAAUGCCUCGGGUCAUCUUCGCUGAGAAGGCAGAUUCACUGUGCUAGGCUAAUCUGUAAAUAAUGCCAUGCAAGUCCCACCACCUCCACACCCUCCUCAGUUAGGAGUCCCACCUCUCUGCUUGUUCUGUCCUGGGGAGGAAUAGCUAGAACACUUGGGCUCACAUCUGUGGUUUUCUGUCACCAUGUAGUGGUCAGCCCUGCGUGCUGGGACCUCAUAGCUUAGGAGAGAGGUCUCUGUGGAAUCCCAGGUUUCUAGCACCAUCAUUGAUAAGUGACCUCUGGGAAAAGGGCAAACUCCACGGAGGUGUCUAUUUCUUCCAUUUCCCUUGGACCAUUGUUAAAAACUG